AUGAAGUAUGGCAUGAACCAGUGGGCGCGUGUGGCGUCGCUACUGUCGCGGAAAUCAGCCAAACAGUGCAAAGCGCGCUGGUACGAGUGGCUGGAUCCGAGUAUUAAAAAGACUGAGUGGAGUCGCGAUGAGGAAGAAAAACUGUUGCAUCUUGCCAAGCUCAUGCCUUCCCAAUGGCGCACCAUUGCCCCCAUAGUUGGUCGUACGGCUGCGCAGUGCAUGGAGCACUAUGAACGGCUACUGGACGCGGCUCAACAGAAAGAGGGUAUCGAAGUAGGGGAUGAUCCAAGACGUCUGCGUCCUGGAGAGAUUGAUCCAAAUCCAGAGAAUAAACCAGCACGUCCUGAUCCGGUAGAUAUGGAUGAGGAUGAAAAGGAGAUGUUGUCUGAGGCUAGAGCUCGUCUAGCCAAUACGAAGGGCAAAAAGGCUAAACGCAAGGCUCGUGAGAAACAACUAGAAGAAGCACGACGUCUCGCAACAUUACAAAAGAAACGUGAGCUUAAAGCUGCAGGAAUCAUGUCCUCAAAUCCUCAUGUGACUACGAAAAAGCGAAAAUAUAUUGACUAUGCAAAUGAAAUUCCAUUUGAAAAAAAGGCCCCUGCUGGUUUUUAUGACGUUGUAGAUGAAAAAAGGAUUUCGAGUAAAGGGAUCGACCCAAAGCGUGCAGCGUUGCAGUUAGACAAACUUGAAGGUUUACGUCGAGACGUACAAGAGAAAAAGGAGCGCAGAUUGGAUGCCAAGCGACAAAAGUCGCGCAUGAACUCUCAUUUACCACAAAUAAUUGCUGCGGUGAACAAGAAGAACGACCCAAUUAAUACUAUCAAACGCACGCCGCUAGAGCUGCCCGCUCCUGUGGUUUCAAAUGACGAGUUAAAAGAUCUUGCAAAGCUGGGCAUGCAUGCCACUCACGCAGCCGCACUUGCUCUGGAAAAUAGCUCGACCACGGAAACAAGAGCACUUAUGGGGGACUAUAGUGCCACCCCACUUCGAUCGGUUCACGGCGUCACAACAGCAAUGCCUUCUAAUCGUAAUGUGCACGAGAAUAUCAUGCAAGAAACGGCGAACCUGCUUGCCAUGCGCAAUAGUGCGACGCCUCUUCUAGGUGGCGAGAAUGUUGAGUUGUACGAAGGAACGGGCUAUGCGGGAGCUACUCCGUCUCGGACACCAUCGUCAGUUGUGUCCAACGCAGUUACUGACAAGACACCAAUGUCGACGACGCGCACACCUUUGCGCGACGAGCUAGGCAUUAAUCCUGAACAGCUUUACGGCACACAGGCUGAGAAUGCUAACGCAGAAAAGGCUCGUGCGAAGCGGCUGGCUAUGAGUCUACGCGAGGGCUUCAAUAGCUUGCCUGCUCCCCAAAAUGAGUACGAAAUAAACAUGCCAGAGAAAGAAGGUGAGGAUGUUCGCGCCGGUGUGCAUCGUGAGGAAGACGCUGGUGAGCGAGAAAUUCGUGAGCACCAGCAGCGUGAGUUACAGCGAGAACGUGAGCUUCUGCGACGAUCCACUGCCAUGCAAAAGGGACUCCCUCGGCCAUCGAAGGUAAAGAAGGUGUUGAUUCACAGUGAGUUUGACGAAGUUUCAGACGAAAUGUACCGAAUACUAGAUCACGAAAUCGCCAAAUUCCCAACAAACGAUGGCAAUUCCAAGAAGAGCAAGAAGCGCAAGAAAACGACAGAUACACUUCCUGACCUGCAUGAAUUCUCUGAAAGUGAAUUAGAGCAUGCGAAACAAAUGAUUCAAAUUGAAGUCAGUCUGAGCAGCGCAAAUAACUUCUGGAAGUCUCAAGACGCUGUGGAUCUUGGUGCAACGUGGAACGAAAUACAAUCCCGCUCAUUAAGCAAGGCAAAAAGCGAGCAAAAAAACGGUGGCGUUUUUUUUCAGUUUGCAACAUCCGAUGAAGACAAGUUACGUGCCGUACAAGCUCGCUUUGCAGAGCUGAAGGAAGCCGAGCAAUUCCUCGUAAAGAGGGCUUUGAAGCUGAACGAUCGAGUCCAAGUCGUGAAUGGUGGACUUAACCGGCGCAUCCAACAAGGCUUGGAGUUAUUUCGCGACCAGAAUACAGAGCUUCGAAACUCAUCAAUCGAGCAAGUAUGCUUUCAGAAUUUGUCAAGUCUUGAAAAUCAGGCGCUGCAGAUUCGCAUGGCGCGAUUGGCGAAUGAGAUUAACGUCCAGCAGUUGAUAGAAGUUAAAUUGCAGAAGCAGUACGCGACGCUAGUCCGUGAGCACUAG
Messenger RNA from Plasmopara halstedii, 2232 nucleotides. Its product is annotated as cell division cycle 5-like protein. NCBI's taxonomy places the organism in Eukaryota, Oomycota, Peronosporomycetes, Peronosporales, Peronosporaceae. Bases 1 to 2232 code for a protein of 743 amino acids. The record is from RefSeq and is a predicted model, not a curated record. Gene Ontology annotation, cellular component: Prp19 complex; spliceosomal complex. Gene Ontology annotation, biological process: mRNA splicing, via spliceosome. The transcript has a single exon.